This is a messenger RNA of Acytostelium subglobosum LB1, 879 nucleotides long. RefSeq lists its product as hypothetical. NCBI's taxonomy places the organism in Eukaryota, Evosea, Eumycetozoa, Acytosteliales, Acytosteliaceae. The transcript has 4 exons. The record is from RefSeq and is a predicted model, not a curated record. The coding region runs from base 1 to 879 and encodes 292 amino acids.
AUGGCACCAAGUGACCCAACUUUAGAUCAUACAGACUUUGAUAUCUCUCAUGUUGUGCUCUCAUCAUUCUACUUUAUGAUGCUGAUAUGCUCACUCGUGGCAUUGAUCAACACGAAGGCAUACACAUCUUUAUAUACAUUACUAUUCCACUUGCUGUUAAUGUUGGGUGCAGCAUGUAGAGCAGUACUAUUCAUCCUGUUCCCAUUCGCGGCAGAAGGAGUCAUUCAUCUAAGUGUCAAUGUAAUCGACCUGGUGGCAACACUGCCAACAUUCUUCUUCUUUACAGUAUACUCUAUAACAAUGAUAGUUGGUACACUUAUCCAGCAGGAACAUCUGCCAAGGACUGUGCAGAUCGACAUCAGGAAGGUUGUGCCUUACAUACUCUUUGGCAAUCUUGCCAUGUACAUAAUAGUUGCGAUUCUGUUCAUUGUGGACUUCACUGUGGACGCACCGGCCCACAUAUCAAGCAGGCCAACCACUGUCACUGGCAUAAUCAUCCAGCUCUUCACCUCAUUCAUCUAUUUCAAUGGAUCACUAUUCUUCUUCAUAGUAUUGUUCAAACAUUAUGUUAAACAUUGGAGAGAGUUUAGAGCAGCCAAUAGGACAAGCGAGUUUAGUACGGUGCGAAAGAUGUUUGCACUGGUAUUCCCAUUCUCUUCAGUUAGUUUCAUGAUCAGAGCUACAUUGGCCGCAGUGACGGCAUUCGUUGUGAUCAGAUCAUGGUACAAAGACCUUUUGUAUUAUACAUUCCUAGAGGUGCUGCCUGUCUCCUUCCUCUUGCUGAUAAUGAGUCAACGUACAACCAUUCGAUUACUGCGGAUCGCUUUCCUGGAACCUGAGCGACAACCAAUCAUGGCACAUCUUCAACCACUUGUUUGA